CUCACCAUGAACAGACAAGCCUGCAAGAUAUCUGGAGGCAGGAGCCAGGGCUUCUCUGGCCACUCAGCUGUGGUCUCUGGUGGCAGCAGGAUGAGCUAUGUGGCUUGAACUGGGGGCUCUGGUGGAGGGGCAUGCAGGUUUUGGAGUGGAUCAGGCAACUUUGGCAGUCACAGUCUCUUUGACCUGGUUGGCAACAAGAGGAUCUCUAUCAGUGUGGCAGCUGGUGGCUCUCGGGCUGGUGGCUUUGGUGGAUACAACAGUUGUGGGAGUGGCUUUGGGGGUAGCUAUGGAGGUGUCUUUGGGGGUGGUUCUGGAGGCAAUUUUGGCAGUGGCUUUGGUGGUAGCAGAGGAAUGGGGAGUGUCUUUGGUGGAGCUGGUGGCUUUGGAGGGGCUGGUGGUUCUGGUGGUCUUGGUGGCUUUGGUGGGCCUGGUGGCUUUGGCCCUGGUUGUUUUCCUGGGGGAAUUCAGGAAGUGACUGUGAAUCAGAGCUUGCUACAGCCCCUCAGUGUGGAGAUUGACCCCCAGAUUGGGCAAGUCAAGGCCCAGGAACAUGAGCAGAUCAAGACUCUCAACAAGUUUGCCUCCUUCAUCGAAAAGGUGCACUCCUUGGAGCAGCAGAACAAGGUCCUGGAGACCAAGAGGGAGCUGCUACAGCAGCAGACCAUGGGCUCUGGCUCUCCCCCAAACUUGUAGCCUUUCUUUGAAUCUUACAUCAGCUACCUGCACAAGCAGCUGGACUUACUUCUUGGGGAGAGAGGGAAUCUGGAGGGAGAGUUAAAGAACAUGCAGGACCUGGUGGAAGACUUCAAAAAGAUGUACAAAGAUGAGGUCAACAAGCACACUGUGGCAGAGAACAAGUUUAUGGGGCUCAAGAAGGAUGUAGAUGCCACUUACAUGAACAAAGUGGAGCUGCAGGCUAAGGUGGACAGCCUGAUAGGUGAAGCCAAGUUCCUGAGGACCCUUUAUGACAUGGAGGUGUCUCAGAUGCACAGUCAUGCCAGUGACACAUCUGUGGUGUUGUCCAUGGACAACAAUCAUGACUUGGACCUGGACUGCAUCAUCAGUGAGCUCUGUGCCCAGUAUGAGGAGACCGCUCAGAGAAGCAAGGAUGAGGCAGAGGCCCUGUACCAGACCAAGCUUGGAGAGUUGCAGACCACGGCUGGCAAACAUGGUGAUGACCUGAGGAACACCAAGAGUGAGAUCAUGGAGCUCAGUAGGAUGAUCCAGAGGCUGUGAGCAGAGGUGGAGAAUGUUAAGAAGCAGAAUGCCAACCUGCAGACACCCAUUGCAGAAGCCGAGCAGUGUGGGGAGUUGGCCCUCGAGGAUGCCAAUGCUAAGCUCCAAGACUUGCAGGCUGCACUGCAGAAGGCCAAGGGUGAUCUGGCCAGGCUGCUGCAUGAUUACCAGGAGCUGAUGAAUGUCAAGUUGGCCUUAGAUGUGGAGAUUGCCACCUACCACAAGCUGCUGGAGGGCAAGGAGUACAAGAUGUCUGGAGAGUAUCAGAAUGUCAUGAGCAUCUCUGUGGUCAACAAUGUCACCUACACCAGCAGUAGUUCUGGCAGUAGACAUGGAGUCAUCAGCGGGGUCAAUGGCAGCAGCAGCAGCAGUGGCGGUGGCUCCAGAGGCAGCAGUGGCAGCAGCUAUGGAGGAGUCAGCAGUGGUAGUGGCAGUGGGAGCAGAGGCAGCAACGGGGGCUACCAGAGUCCCAGCAGUGGUAGCAGACUUGGCAGAGGCAGCAGCUCUGUGAGCCAGAGUGAAAUAGGCUUCAGCUCUGGUGUCACUCAGAACUCUGCAGGGAGUGGCUGCAAGUCUGGCAACAGAGGCAGCAUUGAUGUCCACUUCCCUCAGAACACCAGCUCCCGCCAGCAAUGCUCCAAGUGA
Molecule: messenger RNA, 1881 nt
Organism: Cavia porcellus (domestic guinea pig)
Lineage: Eukaryota; Metazoa; Chordata; Mammalia; Rodentia; Caviidae
Product: keratin, type II cytoskeletal 2 oral
Biological process (GO): intermediate filament organization; keratinization
Cellular component (GO): keratin filament
Molecular function (GO): structural constituent of skin epidermis
Source: RefSeq, a predicted model, not a curated record